UCAGGCUGGGGAGCGGAAGUAGGAGUGGAGGGCGUGUUUGGCGGGGGACGCACCUUCGCUGCAGCGUUCCCGGUUUCGAUAGUUUCUCUGCGAUGCUUCCGAGGGUCUCUUCUGUCAUCCCUCUUCGCUCCCUUUCCCGCCUCCCUCUGUGCUCCGGAGGCCCAGAGGCAUCGGCGGCUGCCAUCCUGCUGCUCGAUUCUCUGCGUGGAACGGUCAGGACAGAAAAUAAUAUCCAAAGAUAUUUUGGCACUAACAACUUGGUCUAUAGCAAGAAAGAUGAGCAGUCUGGUCCAACCUGUGAGAUUUCCAAGGAGACAGAGAGCAAAGGCAGUGUAAAGGAGAAUUCGAAAAAAGACUUGCUAAAUAUUAUUAAGGGCAUGAAAGUUGAAUUAAGCACAGUAAAUGUACAAACUACAAAGCCAUCCAACAAAAGACAACUUAAAAAUUUGGAGGCUGCAAUUGGCAGAAUUAAAAAAGUGCCAGAAGAUGCUCCGCAAAAGAGGAGUGAGUCUCUGAGCUCUGAGUUGGUGGCAGCUGUGUCUGCUGUUGCAGACUCUCUCCCUUUUGACAGACAGAUGACCAAGUCAGAGCUGCUCAAGCAGCUCCAGAAGCAUGAGGAAGACUCAAGGGCUCAGAAGGAUGGAGAGAAGCCUAAAAUUAGUUUCAGUAACAUCAUAUCAGAUAUGAAAGUUGCCAGAUCUGCCACAGCUAGAGGUAGUACAAGACCAGUGCAUCAGAUUCAGUUUGAUGAAGGAACCCAUGAUUUUGCUGACCAAGAGAAGACUCUCGAUCUUAAAAAAAGUUUUAGGAAAAAUAUAUUCAAGGGAAGGAGACUUAAUAUUUUUGAGCCUCAGGCAGUUACUGAAGAGGCACCUGAAACAGAGGCAGUGCCUUCUCUUUGGGAUGUAGAAUUUGCUAAGCAGUUAGCAGCAGUCACUGAACGGCCCUUUCAGAAUGGUUUUGAAGAGAUGAUUCAGUGGACAAAAGAGGGGAAGUUGUGGGAGUUCCCAAUUAACAACGAGGCAGGUUUUGAUGAUGAUGGUUCAGAAUUUCAUGAACAUAUAUUUCUGGAUAAAUACCUGCAGGAUUUUCCAAAACAGGGGCCAAUUCGCCACUUCAUGGAGCUGGUGACCUGUGGCCUUUCCAAAAACCCAUAUCUGAGUGUUAAACAGAAAGUUGAACACAUAGAGUGGUUUAGAAAUUAUUUUAAUGAAAAACGAGUCAUUUUGAAAGAAAGUGGCAUACAGCUCAAUUGAAGACCAUGGAAAUUUUUACUACAGGCUAUUGGAGAUUCAUAUUAUUAUAACUAAAUAAAAUAAUUUUACUACAA
Phacochoerus africanus (Common warthog) is the source of this 1330-nucleotide messenger RNA. RefSeq names its product mitochondrial ribosomal protein S31 (gene MRPS31). Lineage: Eukaryota; Metazoa; Chordata; Mammalia; Artiodactyla; Suidae. The record is from RefSeq and is a predicted model, not a curated record. The transcript is spliced from 7 exons. Bases 93 to 1256 code for a protein of 387 amino acids. Gene Ontology annotation, cellular component: mitochondrial small ribosomal subunit. Gene Ontology annotation, molecular function: structural constituent of ribosome.